CCAUGAGCACCCAGUUCAUGGACGAUGUGCUGGUGGCCGCGGCAUACGCUGGCGCAGAAGUGCCUGAGACAGUGAUUCCUCCCUCGAUUGAUGUGCUGCAUCUUGACACGCCUGGUGCAGUGGCGCAAGUUGAGGAAGGAGAGAUACAAGCAGAUGAUGCAAUCGAGCCUGUGGACGACGCAGACAUGGGGGAUGCAGAUGAGUCCAGCGAAGACGACGAGAGUGAUCCAGACAGCGACGACGAAGAUCAAUCGAAACUUCGGCUGGAGAUCGAAAGCGCGUUGAAAAAGGAAGAGCAGGGCAGCUUGACGUCUGCGCCAGUGGUCACCGCUCACGAAGUGUUCCAACUCCCCGUGAAGAAACCCUCCAUGGAGCAACUCACGGAGGAAUGCCCGAUCUCAAAGAUGGGGCGAAUCCUCAACGUGAACCUGGCCGAGCGAGCGAUCACGAUCCAGAGCCUCCCGCACCAGAUGCCGUUGGACGAAGGCAGCGUGCUGUGUCUACCCAACCGCGUCGUGUUGGGGUUAGUCGACGAAGUGUUCGGGCCGGUGUCGCUUCCUUUGUACUUGAUUCGCUUCGAAACCGCAGACGAGAUUCCUGCCGGUGCCAUCUUGCAUGCGGACGUCUUGUACGCGUCGGAGCAUGCCACGUACGUCCAGGCAGACAAGUGCCGCAUCAAGGGCUCGGACGCGUCCAACCUGUACGACGAGGAGCCUGCUGCUGACGAAAUGGAGUACUCGGACGACGAAGCCGAGCAGUCGGCCAAGAAGAGCAAGCGAAAGCGAACACCCGCAUCCAUUGGCCCACCGCAGCAGCAGCGAGACCACAGUCACCACCCAUCAUCCUCUAGACAACCACACCAACGCCCACCUCCGUCGUACCCACAGCACGCAUCGUUUGCCCGUCCCCACCAAGGCCACCACUACCAAGAACAUGAUCGUCAACCACAUCAGCACUUUCAUCCGCCGCAGCCGCAGCAGCACAACCACCACCAUGGAGCUCCGUACCCUCCUCCACAGCCGUCGCACCCCCACGGAAGAGGUGGUGGGUACUACGAGCAGCCCCCCCCUCCAGGGCAGUACUAUCCUCCACCCCACCAGCCUUCGUAUCCCCCACCCCCUCCUUACUACAACCAGCAACACCCGAAUGGAUAUCACGACCCCCCCUAUCACCCCCGCGGCGACUACCCCCCGCCCCCCCACCAGCAUCAUCCCGACCACCACCACCAACCCCCUCCUCCUGGAUGGCAUCACCAGCAACAACACCCUCCACCACCUUCGUACAAUCGGCCGUCGUAUUAG
Messenger RNA from Aphanomyces astaci, 1301 nucleotides. RefSeq lists its product as hypothetical. The annotation marks the transcript as partial. Gene Ontology annotation, molecular function: RNA binding. Lineage: Eukaryota; Oomycota; Saprolegniomycetes; Saprolegniales; Verrucalvaceae. Gene Ontology annotation, cellular component: sno(s)RNA-containing ribonucleoprotein complex. Gene Ontology annotation, biological process: ribosome biogenesis; box H/ACA snoRNP assembly; pseudouridine synthesis. The record is from RefSeq and is a predicted model, not a curated record. The transcript has a single exon.